ACAAUAAAAACUAUUGGUACUACCUGCUAUGGUGCACAACUCAAUUAUUUGCUUCUUUUAUUCAAUGACUUGGAUGAAAUUCACUUCCUGUAUAUGUAUUCGCGAAUCAUUAUUUGGAAGGAAAAAUGUACUGAAUAUAUGUUUACAGUAUUAAUUUACUUUACUUGCCAGCGUAUUAUGUAAAUUGAAUAGAUGGUUAUUCUUUGUAU
Acanthoscelides obtectus is the source of this 209-nucleotide messenger RNA. The record is from the annotation of a GenBank genome assembly. NCBI's taxonomy places the organism in Eukaryota, Metazoa, Arthropoda, Insecta, Coleoptera, Chrysomelidae.